UUUGCUCCUACGGGCUGUAGAUGGAGCUGUCCGGCCUCGGCGAGGGGGAAGGAGGCUGGGAACCGCUCCUCCCUUCGCUGGCCGGCCUGAGAGGGGAACAGGACUCCCAGGAUGCAGUUUGUGUCAACACGGCCGCAGCCCCAGCAGCUGGCCAUCCAGGGCCUGGGACUGGACAGCGCGAGCUGGAGCUGGGCCCAGGCGCUGCCCCCCGACGAGGUCUGCCCCCCGGAGCCCGGCGCGCCGCGAGCAGGGGAGAUGGCCGAGGGCAUUCCUCCCAUGCAGGCUCAAGAAUGGGACAUGGACACCAGACGUCCAAUGCCCUUUCAGUUUCCUACCUUCCCAGAGAGGGCACCUGUUUACCCUGACCGAAUGAUGAGGGAGCCCCAGUUGCCCACAGCUGAGAUCUCCCUCUGGACUGUGGUGGCUGCCAUUCAGGCUGUGGAGAGGAAGGUGGAUGCCCAGGCCAGCCAGCUUCUGAACUUGGAGGGGCGGACAGGGACGGCAGAGAAAAAGCUCGCUGAUUGUGAGAAGACAGCAGUGGAGUUUGGGAACCACAUGGAGAGCAAAUGGGCCAUGCUGGGCACCCUACUCCAGGAGUAUGGGCUGCUCCAAAGGAGACUGGAAAACAUGGAGAAUCUGCUGAGAAACAGGAACUUCUGGGUCCUCCGCCUCCCCCCAGGCAGUAAAGGCGAGGUCCCUAAGGUGCCUGUGACCUUUGUCGAUAUAGCCGUUUACUUCUCUGAGGACGAGUGGAAGAAUUUGGACGAGUGGCAGAAAGAGCUUUACAAUAACCUCGUGAAGGAGAACUACAAAACCCUAAUGUCUCUAGGUGCUGAGAAUCCAGUGCCCAAGUCAGAUGUCCAGUCUCGGGUGGAACCUAGGGAGGAACCAUGUGUAUGGGAACAGCAUAAUCCAGAGGAGAGAGAAAUUCCAAUGGAUCCUAACACAGCUAUAGAAGCUCUGAUCCAAGCACCAGCUGCUUCCUCUCAGGUAAAGAGGGAAGAACCACUGUGUUCCAGAGUUCAGAAGUGCUCAGAUGAAAGAGAAAUUGUUGCAGACACUGUGACAGACUCACCAAUUUCUACCCAGGACAUCUUAUCUCGGAUUAAGCAGGAGGAGCAACAUUGUGUGUGGGAUCAGCAAGAUUUGGAGGAAAGGGACAUUCCCACAGAUCCCAAUUCAGAAUCUCUGAUUUCAGCACAUGAUAUCCUAUCAUGGAUAAAACAGGAAGAGGAGCCAUAUCCUUGGGGCCCACCAGAUUCAAUGGAAAGGGAUAUGGCUAUUGAUGCAAGUGCUGGUGAUGGGCUGCUAAUGGUCAAGAAUUCUACCUUACCUGUACCCCAGCACCAGUCCCACCAACAAAAUAUCACCCCACUCCCUGGCACUGAGAAUCCAGGUGGGGGGGCAAGCCGGGGAGUUGUGGGGAUGCUAGAUGAUCUUUUCCCAAUGGUCCCAAGGGAACGGGGCCUUUGUGAAGGCCUCCAUAGUCCUCCAGGGAGCCCCACAGGUGAGAGUGGUGCUGGUGAUGGUAGCAGCAUAACAGGUGAGCAUCAGCGGAGUCACUUCCUCUCCCCUGGACAAGACAAAUCACACUUCUGUCUUCAGUGUGGCAAGACGUUUGAUGUUCGGAAGAGUUUGAUGAUUCACCACCGGAGCCACACCAAAGAUCGGCCUUUUGAGUGUGCUGAAUGUGCAAAGAGCUUCAAUUGCCACUCAGGUCUGAUCCGCCACCAGAUGACCCACAGAGGUGAGCGUCCCUACAAAUGCUCUGAGUGUGAGAAGACAUAUAGCCGCAAAGAGCACCUUCAGAAUCAUCAACGUCUACACACUGGGGAGCGUCCUUUCCAUUGUGCCCUGUGUGGCAAAAGCUUCAUCAGGAAGCAAAAUCUGCUUAAACACCAGCGCAUCCACACAGGCGAGCGACCCUACCAGUGUAGUGAGUGUGGCAAGAGUUUCCGAUAUAAGGAGUCACUCAAGGACCAUCUUCGGGUGCAUAGCGCCAGUCUUGGGACCUCUCGGCCCCACCAGGCACUGGAACGGGACUAGGCCAGUGCUGAGGGGUGGGGGUGGGAUAUGGGGGGAGAGGGAGGGGGAAUCUGGUGAUAGAAUGAGGUUGGAGGGAAGGUGGGAGGGUUGAAACCCUCUGGGGAAACACAGGACAGGAAACCAGAUAAGAGAACUACAAAUUACUAGUAACUCUCCCCCUCCUCGUGCCCCUUUACGUGGUCCUCGGGUUUGGGGACCUUAAUUGCACUCCACAUCAGCCCCUUGAAAGCUGGGCAAGGAUGUUUGAUCCAUCCUGCCCAGCUUGAAUGGAGAGCUCAGGUCUUCACUCACCCACUGGACCAUGGACCAAAGGGGCUGACAGUAGAACCCUACCCAAGAGUUGGGAACAGUUUCAGAAGGUGAUGGUGCAGAAGUCUUAGACUGAACACCUGUAAAUUAGGAAUGGUUGGUGCUACUGGGCCUGAGUCAGCUCUCAACCCCACCUGUGCUUCUCAAUCCUAACCAGGUGAGGGAUAGGGAGGGGACCCUCCCAUUGCUCCUUCCUUGAUUGGAUGCAUUGAUCCAGAGCAAGGGAAGCAGUGAACCCAGGAUUAUGUGGAGCAGCAUUGAGCCCAAGGGUGGUGAGCCAGGGAUUCUCAGGGCCCAUCCAGGCCUGAAGGGACAAUCAUUUAUACUGCAGGUAGGAGAGUCCCUACAGAAAAAAGGGAGACAGAAAGGAAUGGGAUCUAUAAUGGUAGCACCACCUUGUCUUUGAAUAGUGCUUUAAACGUUCACAAAGCACUUUCUAGGCUCUUUCCUCCUUUCACCUUCACCGCCUCCUUCUUUGUUCACUGGAUCAGAUACCCCAGAUCUUCCCCUUUGCUGGUGAUGGAUCUUGAGUCAAGAUAGCCUUAUGCCCUUUUGACAGAUAAGGAAACUGACCCACAGGGAGACUAAGCAACUUACUUGAAGUCACAAAGAAGGACCAGAACUCAGAUCCUCCCGACUUCUAGUCUAGUGCCUGUGCUGUUCCACCAUACUGUCCUACCUCAGUCAUGUGAGCACAUGCUUCAGCCUGGUCCUCUCCUGCCCACCCUCCUUAGGACCAACAAGGAGUGCUUGUGGUUACAUGUUGUAGGUGGGGGAAAUAGGAAGGCAGAUGGCUCACAUUGUGCUCCAUCCCAUGGCUGAAGAUGAUGUUGCUGCAAUUUGUGCAAAUCUCACUGAGCUCUUGAGGGAGGAAAAGCUGGGGCCUACCUCCUUCCUCAAGACCUGAUAGAGCUGCAUCUUGUUUUGAUUGCAUGAGAAAAAGGGGCUAGCACUUCCCUGGAGUCAGAUCUUGUCCUGCCGAAGGGACCAAAACUGAUUUAAUCCAGCUUCUCAAGGGAGCAGGAUAGUAAAGAGGAAUGAGAGUUGUGAUGCCAGAAGGAUGGGCAGACUCUUCCCAAGAGUCAAGUAGGUGCCAGCUGAGGUUCUGAGAUGCCUUGACUGUGGUUCCUCCCUCGCCCCUUAACCCCUGGGCUCUCUUAAUUGGUGCUAUCUGUACAGUUGAAGACAGUUAUGGGUAUUGAUCCUAACGUGUCAUGGUGCCUGGUGAGCGUUUUUUGGUUGUUGUUGGAUUUGUUUUUGUUUUUGUUUUUUUUUAGAGAGCGCCACCUGACUCCCUUUUUUUAUGUGUGCAUCUAUUAUGUGGCCCCAGGGCCUUAACUCCCCAGGGGCCACAUUCUUUGUGUCUGUGUGUCUGCAUGGCCCUACCAAAAAAAAAAAAAAUAAAAAAAAAUUUAGGCCACUGAGGGUGGGAUGAAGUGCCCUGGGGCUCUCCAUGCAUUUAUUUAAAAAAAAAAUUACUUCUUUUCCCUCCCUUGCACUCUGACCCCUGCUACUCUCCCACUUUGGAAGGGAUUUGCCUGUGGAGCAGCAAUGAGAAGGCAGCCCUCCAUGCCAUCCCUUUUGAACUCACAGCUUCUGAACCUUUUCCUUAUCUUUUUAGCUUCUCCUAGACCCCCAAAAUAAAAGGGGGUGUCCAGAUUACAGGUGAUGGAACACUGACUUGUUCACAGUGCUGGAACUUUCUUCAGUUUGGCUGCAUAUAGCAAAACUCAAUUAGAAUCCAGUUUUAUCAGAAGUUGCUUUUUUUAAUUGUUUGCUUUUGCUAUGUUCCAAUUUUAAUUAAAAAAAAAAAGAUAACUCAAGCUGAGAUAGGAAUGUUGUUACAGAAUAGUCACAGAAUGUUGGAAGUGGAAAAGGGACUUUAGGGAUUAUCUUGUCCAGCUAUCAUUUUAUAGGAAGUAAAUUGAGGCCCAAGUAAAUUGAGGACUUAAAGUCACAAACUGAGUUAGUGUCAGGUCUGGGACAAGAACUGAAGUCCAGUGAUCUCUCUCCCAAAUCAUACGGUACCACCAAAUGGUAGUAUAUCUUUUGGGACCAGUCUAUACUUAGCCCUAUCACCUCUGUCAGUGGCAGUUUCUAAGCCUGGAAAAUGACUGAUGUUCAGAAUGUUACUCCUAAAAUCUGCAAGAUAGAUUGUACUCUUGCCCCACACCUCCCUGUACUGAGAGAUUUUUAAUAAGGAUUACAAUUUUUUAAAAAGGGAGUUUCUACUUAAACUCCAGUUAACAAGAGUAUUUAUUGAGGGUUACCUAUUUCCCCAAUAAUCUGGUUUAUCAAGCUUUGAUCUGAGAAUGAAUUCCCAGACCUUUCACCAGUCCUACUGCACCCCCUCCCCUUCUCAUUAAUCCUGGACAAUCCUAGCCAGUGCAGAAUCUAGAAUUACCUAGAAAAGUGGUUCUCAAAGUAUGUUCAAGGGACACCUCAUAAGAUCCUUUUGUGGGUUUAUGAUAUAAAAUACUUUAAUACUAUGAUUUUUUUAUUUCAAUGCUAUUUGUAUUUCAAUACAAAACACUUUAAUACUAUGAUUUUUGAUUUUUAAAAUGGUAUAAAUAUCAAUAAGUAUAAGAACUCAGCUCUUUUGAGGGGUCCUUAAUAAUUUUUAAGAAUGUAAAGGGUUCCUGAGGCCAGAAAAUUUGAGACCCACUGAUUGAGAAAAGCCUUUUUCACAAUUGUGCUCAUCGACUGGAUUCAACUUACUGAAAUAGCUUUUUUGUAGAGCACAUGAAAUGGGGGAAGUUCUAUAUGUCCUCAGCCACAAAAAGAUAAUGAUCACUUUCCAACUAAUGAGUCAGACACAACAGUCUGAAAAUGUCUUGGUUUUCCUUUAGCCAAUUUGAGGCCAGAUGGUGGUAAGAAGAGGUCUCGGGAGAGUAGUUGAAUAAAGAAAAAAACUGAAAAUGGCCAAGUGUCAUUCAGUAAAUAUUGAGUACUUGUUAUGCUUGGGAUACAUUCUAGGCACUGUGGAAUAUAUGGCAAUGUGAAGGAUAUAAUCUGCUCUCCAGGAGAAAUUAAUGGGAGAAAUUAAAUGGGUGUACAAAUAGCCACACUACAAAGCAAUUACAAUUGGCACAGAUUUCUUAUUUGAAAGACUGUCAUGUUAGGGAUAAGACUUGUUUUGUUUGGUCUCAGGAGUCAGAGGGAGACACGGUGGGUAAAAAUUACUGAGAAAAAACUUUCUAAUAAUUAGAGCUGUCCAAAAGUAGAAAUGGAGUCUUCAGGUAGUCUGGAUGACUGGCAUCUGGGACAUUGAAGAAGAGAAUCCUGUUCAGUACAAUUAGGCCUGGAAACUGUCAGGUUCUUUCUUACUGGGAGAUUCUAUGAUUCUAAGUGGAUUGCAGAAGGAAUUGCUUGAGUAAUUUCUCCUCCUUCUUUUUUCUCCCCACAAAAGGUCACCCCCAAAAAAAAAUUGGUUGAGGCAUUCUAACUAAAGAAUCAAUUCAAGGAAGGGUUUACUGACUUGAUACCUAUUCUGUCCUAUGCUAAGCCUUUUGGAAACAAGGGAAAACAAAAGUCUCUGCUAUUAUAGAUCUUACAAUUUAGUGAGAGAGAGAAGCCAUAUUUAGGCAACAAGAUAACAAAACAAUGUAAUGAGGGCCAAAUGAUAUAGCAUGUUUAAAAAUUCAGAGGAAGGAAAAAAUAUCACUGACUAGCAUGGUUAGGGAAAGCUUCAUGAAGAAAAUGAACUUGAACUGAGUCUUGAAGGAUAGCUAGAUUUGGAUGGGUGGAGAUGAGUGGGGAUAUUUGGGGAGAAUAAGAUGUACAAAAGUAGGAAGGGGAAAUGUAUGAUUUCUUGGGAGAGAAAGCGAGGAUAUCAGUCUUGCUCAUCAGAAAAAAAAGUGGAAAAUUAGAAAGGUAGAUGGGGGCAGAUCAUAGAAGAUAUUUGGUGCCACACAAAGAAAUUCAGACUUAAUGUGUAGUCAGUAGGGAGCACAAGAAGAUUCUAGAAAAAGUGAUGUGAUAUUCAAACAGUGUCUAGAUAAAAUUAGCAAAAGCAGAAGAUUCCAGAUUCCAGAUCCAACUGAAAUGGAUCUUAGAGAAUAUCUAAUCCAAUCCUGAUUAAUGUGACCUUAGCUAAGAAUUUAUUCCCUCUUACAUCUUGACUAUUCCAUAAAGAACAAAAGGUAAAUAUAAUAUAUUCCUGACUACAGGCCAGAUAAAUCUUUGCCUUCAUAGACUCACAGAUUCUGAGUGGGAAGAGACCUUAGAGGUCAGAAUUCCCUUGACAAUAUAACCCACAAAUGGUUAUCUACCCACUGCUUGAAGACUACAGUGAGGGAUCCAGGAUCUCCAGAGGCAGCCCAGUCACUUUUGGAUAGCUCUGAUUUUAGAAAUAAUCGAAAUUGUAAUAGUAAGGCACAACCUGUUCUUGCAAGGUAGAAUCAUGAUAAGUAUUCUAGAACAUUAGGGGUGUUAAUCAUCUGGGGAGUAGGUCCUCUCCCAACAGGGUGGCAGUCUGUGAGAAAGUGUACCCCUUCAUGUAUGGGGAGUCUGAGAGUGAUUCAAUGACUUGAUUUUCCCUUGUUAUUUACUUUGCUCUUCUGUCUUAAUUAAAUGCUUUGCUAUUUGA
Molecule: messenger RNA, 6943 nt
Organism: Sarcophilus harrisii (Tasmanian devil)
Lineage: Eukaryota; Metazoa; Chordata; Mammalia; Dasyuromorphia; Dasyuridae
Gene: ZNF282
Product: zinc finger protein 282
Exons: 8
Coding region: 112-2046 (644 amino acids)
Biological process (GO): regulation of DNA-templated transcription
Source: RefSeq, a predicted model, not a curated record